Messenger RNA from Penicillium pulvis, 1698 nucleotides. Its product is annotated as cytochrome P450. The record is from RefSeq and is a predicted model, not a curated record. Gene Ontology annotation, molecular function: oxidoreductase activity, acting on paired donors, with incorporation or reduction of molecular oxygen; heme binding; monooxygenase activity. Lineage: Eukaryota; Fungi; Ascomycota; Eurotiomycetes; Eurotiales; Aspergillaceae. The transcript has 2 exons. Bases 1 to 1698 code for a protein of 565 amino acids.
AUGCCUAUUCCGUUUGAAUCAUCACCAAGCUUCACCCCAUUCUUCUACCUGCUUGGGGACAACCUCUCAACGGCACAGUCCGUUGACCUUGAUGCCAGGUGGAAACUAGAGGAUGUUAAGCGUGCCGUGGGAGCAGUGUUCCAUGUGGUGCAAGCACUAGGUCUUACCUUCCACAAUAGCAAUGCUGACCAGGAGAUUACCACGGUGGAAGAGUUGAUCAAGACAACGUCCUCACUCGAUUCACCUAUCGGCCUCCGCGUCGACGGCAACGCAGUCCAAACCCCCCAGGGUCCCGAAGGCCUACCACUAGUGGGCAGCUAUUACGAAAUCUUCCCCGACCACCUUGGAAACCACUACCGCUUAUUCCGCAAGUACGGCCAUGUCAUCAAGACGACCAACAUGGGCAAGACAAUCUAUCUCACCGACAGCCCUGAGGUAGCAGCGGUAGCAUUUUCGGAAUCCGUAUACAUGACGAAGAAGAUCAAUGAGAACCAUCCGCUCUGGGGUGUAAAAGACAACACAGCCAUCUUCAUCGGAGACACAGAAACAGAAAACUGGCGACUUGCACACAAAUUCCUGCCACCGGCGAUGGGUCCCAAGGCUCUGCGUCAUUACACUCCGUUGAUGCAGGAUUGCGUUCGCAAGUCGUUCGCUGUCUUCGAUGAGAUUGAUUCUCGCGACGAGUCCUGGAAUGCCUAUCAGUAUAUGGUGAAGCUAGCAUCGCAGACCAUUGGCAAGUUCUCUCUAGGUACUGACUUUGAACAUUUCAAAGAUAUCGACACACCGUUGCAUCCGAUCGUCACAAAUAUCGCAAAUCUUCUCUCACUCAAUAAGAAGAUCACUGCUAGAGGUGAAUGGUAUCGCCAUCUUCCUUUUGGUGAUCCAGCACGCCUGAAGACAGUCCAGCGCACUAUCUAUACUCUGAUGCAAGAGCAAAUUGACCGAGUUAAGGGCUCUGGUAUCGAUGGAAUGCCUAUGGCUGACGCAGCAGUCAAAGCUUCCUGUGUCAUCGACUACCUUCUGAACAGCGUCGAUGAAAGUGGAGAUAAAUUCCCUGAGGGGCUCGUCCUGGCCAACAUGCUCAUCGUCACUGGAGCCGGAUUUACAACUACUUCCGCUCUAAUGUCCUGGCUCCUUUACUGUCUCGUCAACUACGAGGGCACCCAAGAUCGCCUAUACGAGGAGCUGUGUGAGAAGGGUAUUGCCAAUUCAGACAAAUCUGUUGACUGGACUCCCGAGCUCGCGCACAGUCUUCCGUACCUCGAUUGUUUUGUGAAGGAGACACAGCGUCUACACAACGCCUCUUUCCAGCCCGGUCGCACGACCAAGACCGACGUCGUCCUACCGGGUGGUUACCGCCUACCUCCUGAUAGCGUUAUCAUUCCGGCUUUAUAUGCCAUCCAUACGAACCCGGAGGUCUGGCGUGAUCCAUUCCGCUUUGAUGCCGACCGCUGGGCUGGAGAGGAGACCAAGAACAUGCAUCGUUGCGCUUAUAUUCCUUUUGCACCUGGGCCGCGUGGCUGUAUCGGAUUCAAUUUUGCGUUGCUGGAGGUUAAGAUUCUUUUGUCGGAGCUUGUCUCUAGGUAUGAGUUCUUCAGGGAAGGAUUGGAGGCUGUUGAUUAUGAUCCGGAGUUUCAGUUGAUUCGGCCUUUGAAUUUCUAUGUUCGGGCCAAGAGAAGAACUCCAGCUGCUGUAUAG